AUGGAUCACCUGACUGCGCCCUUCCAGGAGAUGUGGCGUCAAGGUGAAGUCCCGCAAGAUUUCAAGGACGCAACAAUCGUGCACCUAUACAAGCGAAAAGGGAAUCGCCAAGUCUGCGACAAUCACCGUGGCAUCUCCUUGCUUAACAUCGGCGGGAAGAUCUUCGCUCGCAUCCUUCUCAACCGCCUCAAUAACCACCUGGAACAGGGCCUUCUGCCGGAAAGCCAGUGCGGCUUCCGUCGUCAUCGUGGGACCACGGAUAUGAUCUUCGCCGCCCGUCAACUUCAGGAGAAGUGUCAGGAGAUUCGGACCCACCUGUACUCUACCUUCGUGGACCUGACGAAAGCCUUCGACACGGUGAAUCGUGAAGGACUGUUUAAGAUCAUGCAGAAAUUCGGCUGUCCAGAGCGAUUCACUCAGAUGGUGCGUCAGCUGCACGACGGUAUGAUGGCGCGAGUCACGGACAACGGAGCUGUCUCAGAGGCAUUCGCAGUGACUAACGGAGGGAAGCAGGGAUGCGUGCUGGCACCAACCCUCUUCAGCCUUAUGUUCUCUGCCAUGCUGAUGGACGCCUACCGCGACGAACGCCCCGGGAUUCGCAUCGCCUACAGGACGGACGGUCACCUGCUGAAUCAACGGCGGAUGCACUUCCAAUCGCGCGUAUACACAACAACCGUUCACAAACUCCUCUUCGCCGACGGCUGCGCCCUGAUCACUACCUCAGAAGAGGAGAUGCAACGCAGCAUGGACCUGUUCUCCGCCGCCUGCGAGAACUUCGGCCUGGUCAUUAACACGCAGAAGACGGUGGUGAUGCACCAACCGCCACCCAACUCAGCCACAGCCCCCAACGCGCCGCAAAUCAGCGUGAAUGGGACCCUAAUGCAAGUGGUGGAGAACUUCCCGUACCUGGGCAGUACUCUCUCCCGCACCACCAAGAUUGAUGACGAAGUCGCCAACAGGAUCUCGAAAGCCAGUCAAGCCUUCGGUCGUCUCCAAAGCACAGUUUGGAAUCGUCACGGUCUUCAACUGAACACGAAGCUGAAGAUGUACAAGGCCGUUAUCCUGUCGACGCUACUGUACGGAGCAGAGACCUGGACGGUGUACACGAGGCAGGCACGCCGUCUGAACCACUUCCACCUCAGUUGUCUUCGUCGCAUCCUGCGGCUGAACUGGCAGGAUCGCAUCCCCCACACUGAUGUGCUGGAACGAACGGGAAUGCUCAGCAUCCACUCCAUGUUGAGACAAAUGCAGCUGCGCUGGAGCGGCCACCUGGUGCGCAUGGACGACGAGCGGCUACCCAAACGACUCUUCUACGGAGACGUCGCGACGGGUUCUCGUCGUCAAGGAGACCCAAUUCGUCGAUACAAGGAUACCCUGAACUCCUCCCUGAAGCUACUGCAAAUCAACCCGACCAACUGGGAAGAGCUCGCCUGCGAUCGUCCGGCAUGGAGGAGAACAGUGAAGACGGGCACUGCUCUCCACGAAGCCAACCGCAUCGCCGCCGCCAAAGCGAAACGCGAAGCCCGCAAAUCCCAACUGCGCCUAGUCAGCAACGCUGCCGCACAACUGCUUCCAACGUGUCCUCGAUGUAAGCGGACAUUCAGGGCUCGAAUCGGCCUUGUUGGACAUCUUCGGAUCAACUGUACCUCUCGAACUGCACCAAACUUCAUCCCCCCGCCCGCGUCAUCCUCGUCCUCUCUGCCGCCGAAUAACUCUGUGAAUUCUUCUGCACCACCACUUCCAUCCUCCUGCUCCUGCUCCUCCUCCUCCUCCUCCUCCUCCUCCUCCUCCUCCUCCUUUGCCUCCUCUGCCUCCUCUGCCUCCUCUGUCUCCUCUGCCUCCUCUGCCUCCUCUGUCUCCUCUGCCUCCUCCUCCUCCUCCUUCUCCUCCUCCUCCACCACCACCACCACCACUGCCCCAACGGCGGCCGCUCAGGCAGCCGUCUCGCACAUCUCCGACCGCGACACAACAACCGGCACCACCCCCGCCUCUCCUGAAUCCAGCAAUGAGAAUCAGGACUACACCUGCCCUCACUGCGAUCGCACCUUUACCUCACGUAUCGUCAUGGUCGGUCACUGGCGAAUCCAUCGCACAGAGACCGGCGAACCAGUGCCUGAAGCACCAACCUACACCCACCGCACUCGCCUCCACUGCCCACACUGCCCUCGCACCUUCACGCAUCGCAUGGGUCUAUUCGGUCACAUGCGCAUCCACGAGAGCGGAAUCGACCACAAUUCCGACACACCAACCACGCCCAUCAUGCCCAGCACCACCCUCGCACCGUCCAUCUGCGCCACCACCAACGCCUCCUCUGUAGCUGAUUCUGACGCCGCCGACUUCACGUGCCCACACUGUCAACGCACAUUCACCUCACGCAUCGGCCUGGUCGGUCACUUGCGAAUCCAUCGCACAGAGACCGGAGAACCAGUGCAUGGAGCACCAACCUACACCCACCAAGCUCGUCUCAACUGCCCACACUGUCCUCGCACUUUCAGGCACCGCAUGGGCCUAUUCGGCCACAUACGCAUCCACGACGACCUGCGGUAG
Molecule: messenger RNA, 2547 nt
Organism: Spirometra erinaceieuropaei
Lineage: Eukaryota; Metazoa; Platyhelminthes; Cestoda; Diphyllobothriidea; Diphyllobothriidae
Source: the annotation of a GenBank genome assembly